This is a messenger RNA of Cucurbita pepo subsp. pepo (vegetable marrow), 1184 nucleotides long. The record is from RefSeq and is a predicted model, not a curated record. Lineage: Eukaryota; Viridiplantae; Streptophyta; Magnoliopsida; Cucurbitales; Cucurbitaceae.
UAAUAAAAUAGAUAUCUAAAUUUUUGUCAACUCUUAGUAAGGGCGUCGAUGAUUUCUAGAGUAUUGACAUUUCAGUGGAGCACUCGAAUCAAAAGAUUCAUACAAAUAUUAUCAAUGAUAUUAGAAAGUCUUAGAAUCUUUCUUUUCCAAUACCAAGAAAUUUUUGUCACCAAAAAUCUCGAGACAUUUGAUUACGAUCGCAAGAUUGUGCUAAAAUGCACUGAAUUUUGAAAAGAAAGGAAGCGAAUCGGUCUAAAUCUGAAGAGUUCGAUUUACCAAGCACAUGGACUGAGCAAGUAACCAAACAGUACCUACACGAACUCGAACGGCCACGGGGUACAUCAAUUCGAACACGAUCGAACCUGGGUAUCAGAGGGUACCUCGAAGUCCGAGCCUUGAAGGAUUUCUUCCUUCAUUCCUCGUAGCUAAGAAUGAAUUUAAGUAGUUUUCUUCGAAAUUGUUUGGUCUCCGCUCUUCACUGAUAAUACUCUUUUUCUCUCUUCAACUACUUUUUAUGGUUUAAGCUUCGGAGGAGUCGCCCUUCCCGCGAAGCCUCAGUUCCAGCGAGUUGUGGAGCUUACAAGCUAUGUAAUUUUCCUUUUGGCGUUCAGGUGCAUAAUUCAAAUCACCAUGUGUUCGAAUUUAGAAGUACCUUCUUCGAUUGGUUGUGAGAAAGCUAUAUUAACUGAAGAACAGCAUAUGAAGAUUUCUGAGGUGCGGAGGCUUUUGGGGCCGUUGUCUGGUAAAUCGUCGAUUUACUGUUCUGAUCCAUCCAUUUCAAGAUACUUAAGGGCAAGAAACUGGAAUGUGAAGAAGGCAACUAAGAUGCUGAAAGCAAGUUUGAAGUGGAGGUCAGAAUACAAGCCGGAAGAAAUUCAAUGGGAUGAGGUUGCUCAUGAAGCGGAGACAGGGAAGCUUUAUUGUGCGAACUAUAAUGACCGACACGGAAGAACAGUUAUAGUCAUGAGACCGUGUCGCCAGGUUCCAUUUGUAUUAUGCAAUCCUAACAGAGAUCUACUGAACAUUUUCUUUAUUUUGAAGUUUGUGUUUCUUGUAGUUAUUUUAGAAAGAAUCAGGGAAGAAAAAAGGUGUUCUUAGAUUACCUGCCACAAUAACUCUUAUUAAGAUACUUUAGAUGGAGUCUCUAAUGCUGCACAAGUAAAUUUGACGUUUGUACUGUUUUA